CCAGUGCGGCAGUAGUAGCUACCAGCGAGUCGCUAAUUUUGUCCAAAAAGGCGCUAUAUUUGUCGCUUGUUUUUUAAAAAAAAGUCGCUAAAGUUGGCAAAACGUAAACUCUAUAUAACCCGAUAUGAAAUGUGUGAGUAGAAAAACAUGCGGCCACUCACGCGGAAAAAAGCCCCUCCUACUAGUUCAAUGGUAAAGCUUUUUUGUGAUCUUUAAAUCAUGAGCAAGUGGAAAUUCUCAACUUAUUGCGCGUUUGCUUCGAACCAGGACCACUACAUUCAAAACAAAAUGUUGGCUGCUACCCGAAGACUUCCAAGGUUUUUGCUAAUAUUCAGUUUAGUACUGAACUGCACUAUAGGUGCUGACACUGGCUGCGAUGACUGGACUCUUAAUGGAAGUGAUGUCUGCUGCAAGAAAUGCAAGCCAGGGAACCGCUUGGUGGAGAGAUGUGGAAGAGACCCAGAACAUCUUUGUACCCCCUGUAAACCUGACACUUACACAACCAGUCAUGAAUACUACUGUUUGAGAUGUACCCAGUGCAUAGGUAAACAGUUUACGCUUAAACAGUGCACUAUCAGCAGCGAUACCGUCUGUGGAUGCAAGGCCGGAUAUCGGUGUGGAAAUGACAAAUGUUCUUUCUGUGUUACGGAAUGCAAGGAGGGAGAGGAGCCAACCGAAGAACGAUCUUGCAGAAAAUGUCCAGAGGGAAAAUUCAACGAUAAGAUCCACAGUGUGUGCAAAGAAUGGACAAAAAAAGAAAAUUGUCCUGAUGGACAGACUUUGGUCAAAGGAAAAUGUUACCAGCGACAGUAUGUGCACACAUUUAGAAGGUAA
Molecule: messenger RNA, 834 nt
Organism: Carassius auratus (goldfish)
Lineage: Eukaryota; Metazoa; Chordata; Actinopteri; Cypriniformes; Cyprinidae
Product: tumor necrosis factor receptor superfamily member 9-like
Exons: 6
Coding region: 220-834 (204 amino acids)
Biological process (GO): regulation of cell population proliferation
Molecular function (GO): protein binding; signaling receptor activity
Source: RefSeq, a predicted model, not a curated record